GGUCUCCAUGGCAAAGUGAUUGCUCUGAACAUAAUCUCAUUUAUGGGGGUGCAAAAAAAAAAGAGGACUUCAGCUCAGGGAGAAUGUAUAAAUGUCCAUCGUCAUCGAGGUUCUGCUAUAUCUGAAAAGCAGAAACAGCUCCAAGGACACAGUUCACAGGCUGAUUGGCUUCUCACCUCCAACAUACGGAUAGAAUUGGGGACAAUCACCAGGACACUCUUAGCAGAGACCCGUGAAGGAGGCAGUGAGGCCUUUGAUCGCAGCUCGGUCCUGCCCUUGGCAGCAUGUGCACUGGGAGCUGUGCCAAGUGCCUGGGGGGCACCCUCAUUCCCUUCACCGUGUUUGGCUUCCUGGCUAACGUCCUGCUCUUUUUCCCUGGAGGAAGAGUGAUAGACGACAACGACAAUCUUUCGGAUGAGGUCUGGUUUUUCGGAGGAAUAUUAGGAAGCGGGGUCUUGAUGAUCCUCCCUGUGGUGGUGUUCUUGGGCCUGAAGAACAACGACUGCUGUGGGUGCUGUGGCAACCAGAGCUGCGGGAAGCGAUGCGCGAUGUUCAGCUCCACAAUAUUUGCUGCAGUUGGAUUCUUGGGUGCCGGAUACUCAUUUAUCAUCUCGGCUGUCUCGAUCAACAAGGGUCCUAAAUGUCUCACGGACAACAGCACCUGGGGCUACCCCUUUGACAACGGGGAUUACCUGAGUGACAAAGCCUUAUGGAGCAAGUGCCAAGAGCCUGCCAACGUGAUUCCCUGGAACCUGAGCCUCUUCUCCAUCCUGCUGGUCAUAGGAAUCAUUCAGAUGCUUCUCUGCGCCAUCCAGGUGAUCAACGGCCUCCUGGGGACCCUGUGCGGAGACUGCCAGAGUUGUGGCUGCUGUGGGUCAGGGGGCUAA
Molecule: messenger RNA, 887 nt
Organism: Ceratotherium simum simum (southern white rhinoceros)
Lineage: Eukaryota; Metazoa; Chordata; Mammalia; Perissodactyla; Rhinocerotidae
Gene: TM4SF4
Product: transmembrane 4 L six family member 4
Cellular component (GO): membrane
Source: RefSeq, a predicted model, not a curated record